GGUUUUGUAGACCCUUUCGGCCCUCAUUAUUCAAACAUUCUUUUUAUUAUUCCUGAUUCUCUUCUUGAUCUUUCAUUCUAUUUGGUGACAAUCCAACAUGAAUCUUUCUCAAAUACUCAACCCACCAAGUGCCACUACAGCGCCAAUUCCUUCAGCUAAUCCUAUCCCCCGUCGUCACCGAAGGACUUCUUCUCCUCCACCCUCGUUAACCUCUGCUACAACCAUCCUUCGCUUUGAUACCCCGGCAUCACCUCAUGUCCACAUCACAGGUUCUACAGGACCAACAGGAACGACUGCCUCAGAUACUGUUUCAAGAAAGCAUGCCAACUCAAUCUCGAUAGCACAGCUCGAGGAACAAACCUCUUCCUUCCCCUCAACCUCAGGUCAACAUAACAAGACUAACCAUCAUGGACACGGUGGCGCCCAGCAGAAAAUCAGGCCCAAUGAGAUCAGCAACAGAUAUAGUACUCAUACUUUUCGAGCAAGCAUCCCUCCAUCCCUCAAGGACAAACCCUUGUCAUCAACGUCAUCAUCGGAUAUCUCGGUAACUUCACCUGCUCCCGUUCAUUCCACUAUCACCGCAUCAUCACCAACAACAGUUACCACGACUGCUACUGCCAUGGCCACCACAGCGUCAAACAACACCAAUGCAGCGCUUUUGGAAGGAAGCUUGUCCGAGUUGGUUAUGAGCCAUAAUACACCGCAGGAUAUGUCUUCAUCUGGAUCUUUCUCAAAGAAAAAAGCUCGCUACCAAGGCUCCAGCACCGUGGAAUCGUCAUCUUUCCAAGACUCGUUCCAAGCUAAUCAUUCAGAGAUACAGAAUAUAAAGUCAGAAAUAGGAACUAAAAAAAAGUCGACCAAGAAAGGUGGCCGCACAUCCCCUCAUACUGAGACCGAUCCUCAGCCGAUUCGUUUUGUCAUGUCAGAUAAGGAAAUUCAGGAUAACAAACGUCAAAAAGCUGGAUCGACGCACAACGUAAAUGUCCCAUCUCCCUCACAAGAUUCUCAAGGGGAAGAUGUGGCCGAUCAAGAGUCUUCACAGGCUAGCCCAACACCCGAUUUUGAGAGGAAUGCUGAUGGAAAAUUCCGUUGUAGCUGGCCUAGAUGCGGAAAGGAGUUCACUGUAGCCUCUCGCCUCACCACCCACUAUCGCAUCCACUCGGGAAAACCGCCUUAUUUGUGCGGGUACAAGGAUUGUCAAAAGGCAUUUCAUACUUCUUCGUCCUUGUCCCAUCAUCGUGUUGUACACACAGACCAAGGUUUACGCCCCUACGUUUGUCGCCACAACCGCUGUGGUGCCACCUAUACCCAACUCGCACGAUUAAUCACUCACCAACGUACAACCCAUAGUGGCAUGAUUCUUUUUAUCCCACAAGAAUCAUCGCCCUCAUCCUCGUCCUCGUCCUCAUCCUCAUCUUCAGCUUCGGCUUCUUCUUCAUCCUCUCCAUCUCAACACCACACACCUUCUCAGUCCCAAUCUCAAUCUCAGUCUCAAGCCCAAUUUCAAUCUUCCUUUUCAACAGCCCAAGAAGUGUCAAAGGAAGGCUCUGCUGCCACUCCACCUCAACCAAUGACACCAUCGAUAAAUCCUUCCAUUGGUCCCUCUUUUAUGUCUUCAGAGUCUGGGUCUCCCAAACCAAAUGAGCGCGCCAAAAAUACUGGCAAUUCAACGCGUAAAGGCAUCGCCAACCCCGUUAUUGACCAUAAAUCAUCAAUCAUGCUUGCAGAUCCGAGUUUGUCGCGGUCAUCUCAAACAAAUCCUCAGCGACCAUCUCACUCAAUGACACAGUCCUCUGCUGCACAGACAGGCCAUCCGUCGUUCAACGGUACCAAAUCUGCAAACGUAUCUCGAAACGAAAUCAUGGAUGACUAUAGAAACCAUACCACUACCGGACACGAUAGACGCAACGAUGAUAGAACCAAGCCUCCUGAGAGGAUGAGCGAGAAUGACGAGGAGAGCGACGAGAUGCGGAUGACUAAAGAAGCAGCAUUGACAAUGACCAGCUUCAGAGAGAUGGCAAUGUUACAGGAACAACGCCAAGCACAUCCUCCCCGCUCUCCAGGGGUCUCGCAACAGCGGUCUUAUCAUCCGCCUCCUCAGCCUUCACAACAGUCAAACUCGAAUGGUCACUACCAUCCCUCUACAGAGCAUUACUAUGCCCAACCAUCAUAUCGUGAUUAUCCUCAGGAUUCGUACAAUCAGCAGUCCCCUUACUAUACUCCUUAUUCCGCCCCGAAGUCUCCGCCAGGACCACCACACCAUUACCCUCAGCCAAACUCGGGAGACUACUGGAAAGGCAACCAAGGAAGGGUAACGUCUGAUGAUAAGACAAAUGGGUAUAGCCAUCACACCCUUCAGGAUUUUGCGCCUAAUCAUCCCCAAAAGAUGCAGCAACACCAACACCAACAACAACAACAACAGCAGCAGCAGCAGCAGCAGCAGCAGCCAGAUUUUUACCCUAACGAUAUUCCAUACCAUCACCAGCCCUCCCGACCUUCACAUUCACACUCCAUGACUUUUGAGGAUCAACACCGACGUGGUACGAUGAGUGAACAUGGCUACGAUUGAUUCAUUCAACACUUUACCUAUUACCUAUUCCCUCCGCUCCCAGUCUCAGCAUUGCUAAUCCUUAGUCCAUUUACCUUUCUAUUCACGUUUACAUUUACCUUUACAUUUACCUUUAUCAUUACAUUUACAUUUAC
This is a messenger RNA of Lobosporangium transversale, 2703 nucleotides long. RefSeq lists its product as hypothetical. Gene Ontology annotation, biological process: regulation of transcription by RNA polymerase II. The transcript has 4 exons. Gene Ontology annotation, cellular component: nucleus. Gene Ontology annotation, molecular function: DNA-binding transcription factor activity, RNA polymerase II-specific; RNA polymerase II cis-regulatory region sequence-specific DNA binding. The record is from RefSeq and is a predicted model, not a curated record. Lineage: Eukaryota; Fungi; Mortierellomycota; Mortierellomycetes; Mortierellales; Mortierellaceae. Bases 98 to 2569 code for a protein of 823 amino acids.